GUGACGCCUCCGCGGUCGCCGGGGCUCUGCGGUGGGGCGGCCAUGGCGGGCGGCGCGGCCUUGCUCCUGCUCCUGCUCCUGCCCCUGCCCGCCGCCGAGCCCCCGGGCGCCGAGGACGAUCGCGACUCGGAGGAGGCGGCGGCGGCGGAGCCCCGGGGCGGUCUGGCGCUGCCGGGUCUGAAUGCCCUUGAGUCCAUGGAGCUAGAAUUUGGAGUAUGCACAGUUACAUGUGGGAUUGGCAUUCGAGAAGUUCUGUUAACGAAUGGAUGCCCUGGGAGUGAAACAAAAUGUAUUGUCGGUGUGGAGGAAUGCCACGGGCCAGUGGACUGUGGGUUGGGAAGACCAAUUUCUGAGAACUCUGAAAGCGUGAUGAUGACUUGUAUUUAUAUACCUCCUGAAAAUCGAUUUAAAUAUGUUUGGAAGAUCUUAACUCCAAACAAGACAGCACGCAUUCUUCCCAAUGAUUCAGCUGUUAUGGAAGUGCGCAGAGAUACGCGUCCAAUUACUUACCAGUGUGAAACUCAAGGAAAUGAAAGUGUAAUUGCCUCCGUAAAAUACACAGUGCACGCAACAACUGAGCUGCAAACAAAACAAUCAGAGAGAAUAGACACAGGACAAUCAAGGAAAAAAAGGGCAGACGCCAUUCUGGUGUUUUGCCUGGUAACUGGAAUCAUUUUCAUGGUUGGCGUGAUCUUUGCCAUCAUCUUUAUAAUUCUUCACUGGGCAAUUGUAAAAACUGUUUUGGAAUCAAAAAAUGGGCAAGAUGACACGGUCGAAAAGCUGACCAUCAAAAGUUCACAGAGUAACAUGUAGUAAGUAGCGUCCCGCUCAGGGUCAGCAUUGCUUUUUGGAGGAACUGGGAGUCUGCAGCUGCAGCUACAGUGUUCUCACCAUCUGCAUUAGCCACAAUACAAGAAGUGCCAGAGCCAUCACCCACAGAGAAUGAAGUACAGAAGUCCUUCCAGCAGUUGCAUAAUGAACAGAAUUAGAGAAAAAAGAACAAUCGGAUUACACAGGAACAGGAUAUAAAGAAGAUUAAUAUAUGCUUGGAAUACUGGUUUUAAGAAAUACUUUUUACAGUUCAUUCACUGUUUUGGAUUACUGAACUUUAAAUAAAAUGUGUAAAAAUA
This is a messenger RNA of Cygnus olor (mute swan), 1130 nucleotides long. RefSeq names its product sperm acrosome associated 1 (gene SPACA1). The transcript has 7 exons. The coding region runs from base 43 to 813 and encodes 256 amino acids. Gene Ontology annotation, cellular component: acrosomal membrane. NCBI's taxonomy places the organism in Eukaryota, Metazoa, Chordata, Aves, Anseriformes, Anatidae. Gene Ontology annotation, biological process: acrosome assembly. The record is from RefSeq and is a predicted model, not a curated record.